Molecule: messenger RNA, 2679 nt
Organism: Tauraco erythrolophus (red-crested turaco)
Lineage: Eukaryota; Metazoa; Chordata; Aves; Musophagiformes; Musophagidae
Source: RefSeq, a predicted model, not a curated record
GACCAACCCGACAUGUUUACCUGACAUAUGAAAACCAGUUAUCUGAACCAGUUGGAGGUCGCAAAGUUGUUGAGAUGUUCCUUAAUGACUGGAACAGUAUUGCUCGACUGUAUGAAUGUGUCCUGGAGUUUGCACGAUCCUUACCAGACAUACCCAACCACUUAAACAUUUUUUCAGAAGUUCGUAUCUACAAUUACCGAAAACUUAUCCUUUGUUAUGGAACUACCAAGGGGAGCUCAAUCAGCAUUCAGUGGAACUCCAUACUCCAGAAGUUCCAUAUUUCACUGGGAACUGUUGGCCCAAACUCAGGUUGCAGUAACUGUCACAACACGAUUCUGCACCAGCUCCAGGAGAUGUUUAAUAAAACACCAAAUGUGGUGCAGUUGUUACAGGUUUUGUUUGACACUCAGGCUCCAUUAAAUGCCAUCAACAAACUUCCAACUGUGCCCAUGCUGGGUCUGACUCAACGCACCAACACUGCCUAUCAGUGUUUCUCAAUCCUGCCGCAGUCACCCACGCACAUCAGGCUGGCUUUUAGGAAUAUGUACUGCAUUGACAUCUACUGCCGGAGUCGUGGUGUUGUGGCGAUACGUGAUGGGGCGUACAGUCUCUUUGACAACAGCAAAAUAGUUGAAGGUUUUUACCCUGCACCUGGAUUGAAGACAUUCCUGAACAUGUUUGUUGACAGCAAUCAGGAUGCACGAAGACGAUCGGUAAAUGAAGACGAUAACCCACCUUCUCCUAUUGGAGGAGACAUGAUGGAUUCUUUGAUAUCGCAGCUUCAACCCCAGCAGCCACCGCAGCAACCACAACAACAGCCAUUUGCAAAACAGGCGGGAGCAUCGGGAGCGUAUCCUCUUACUUCACCACCCACGUCCUAUCACAACACGGUGACACCAUCUCCAUCUAUGAUGCACACACAGUCACCAGGAAAUUUGCAUGCCGCGAGCUCACCUAGCGGAGCUUUAAGAGCACCAUCACCAGCAUCCUUUGGUCCAACUCCUUCACCUUCCUCUCUUGGAAUCACAAUAGGACAAACAGCUAACUUUGCCAGCCCACAUGGUACUCUAGACCCAAGCUCACCAUACACCAUGAUGUCACCCAGUCAGCGUGCAGGGAACUGGCCAGGAUCUCCCCAGGUCUCUGGUCCAUCACCAGCAGCACGGAUGCCUGGAAUGUCACCAGCCAACCCUUCCCUUCAUUCACCUGUCCCAGAUGCCUCUCAUUCCCCACGAGCUGGAACAAGUUCCCAAGCAAUGCCGACUAGCAUGCCUCCACCUCGUAAACUACCUCAGCGCUCUUGGGCUGCAUCCAUACCUACAAUCCUCACCCACAGUGCCUUGAAUAUUCUGCUGUUGCCCUCUCCUACCCCUGGGCUUGUGCCAGGACUAGCUGGCAGCUAUCUUUGCUCUCCUCUCGAGCGAUUCCUUGGAUCAGUUAUUAUGAGGAGGCAUCUUCAGAGGAUCAUACAACAGGAAACGCUACAGUUAAUAAACUCCAAUGAACCAGGUGUAAUUAUGUUUAAGACGGAGGCACUGAAGUGCAGGGUUGCUCUCAAUCCCAAAACCAACCAGACCUUGCAACUGAAAGUAACACCGGAAAAUACAGGACAAUGGAAAUCGGAGGAGUUACAAGUUUUGGAGAAGUUCUUUGAAACAAGGGUUGCAGGACCACCUUUUAAAGCAAACACCCUAAUAGCCUUCACAAAAUUACUAGGGGCUCCAACGCAUAUCCUCAGGGACUGCGUACACAUCAUGAAACUUGAGCUGUUCCCUGAUCAGGCAAGUCAGCUGAAAUGGAAUGUGCAGUUUUGUUUAACAAUUCCUCCCAGUGCACCGCCAAUUGCGCCUCCAGGAACACCUGCUGUUGUGCUGAAAUCCAAAAUGUUGUUUUUUCUCCAGCUAACACAGAAAACAACAGUUCCGCAGGAAGCUGUUAGUAUUAUUGUCCCUAUUAUUUAUGAUAUGGCUUCGGGUACAACGCAACAGGCUGACAUUCCCAGGCAGCAGAACUCUUCUGUUGCCGCUCCAAUGAUGGUUAGCAAUAUUCUAAAGAGGUUUGCUGAACUGAAUUCACCACGACCAGGUGAAUGCACAAUAUUUGCAGCCGUUCGUGAUUUGAUGGUUAAUCUUACGCUGCCCCCUGGUGGGCGUCCCUAGACACUUUUAAAACAAGGCUGAAAGAGACAAAACAGCAAAAAAAAAAAAAAAAAAUUAUAUAUAGUAAAGCCUUCAGUUAAAAGAGGACAUUUUAAUUUUACUUUUUUUUUUUUAAGAGCUAACUAUAAUAAACUGGCAAACUUUCAGGGAUGCACUUUCAUCAAAUGAUUAUCACCACGACUUUUGUAUAGUGCUGUUGUAUAGUGUGUUUUAACGGGAGACACUUCAGACUAGGUAAUAGAUUGAAGUAUCAGCUUGCUGGUAAUAGAUUUAAUAUUCUGUUUUAUACUAUAAAGAUUAUGAAAAUGCCAAACUUGUUUGUUUUUCUGUUUUUCUUAUGUUUUGGUGUAAUAGUCUUUUUUUAAGGCAGGUCUGUCAUUUUUGAAUACUGUAAAACUGUGACAAACUUUAUAUUGAAGCUGUAUUUUAAUAUGACUGCUUUGAAUCCUUAAACAAUUUAUUUGGGCUUGUUGUAAACAUGUCCCCAAAAAGCAAUAUUUAAUAAACUGAAUUAAAAAAA